Messenger RNA from Aspergillus candidus, 1128 nucleotides. RefSeq lists its product as uncharacterized. The transcript is spliced from 2 exons. Bases 1 to 1128 code for a protein of 375 amino acids. The record is from RefSeq and is a predicted model, not a curated record. Lineage: Eukaryota; Fungi; Ascomycota; Eurotiomycetes; Eurotiales; Aspergillaceae.
AUGCCACUUCCGCAAUGUCAAAUCGUCGUAUACCCGUACGGGAAUGAGUCUGUCACGUCGCACAUGCUCGACGCGGUCAUCGACGACACGCGGGGCACAAACCUCAUCACCCGUGCAGCGGUCGAAGGGCUUCAAGACCUGGACAGAUGGCUCGUGUCCUCCUCGGGAGACGCAGACGCAUCGGUCGAACUGCAAGUUCAAAUCCUCAAGGGCAGCCGGAUCUGUGCGGAGAGAUUCACCGCCAGCGACACGGCUCCUGCGGGGCUACCUCGUGGGUGUGGGAUUGUGGUGGGCAGGGGCUCGUCCAUUCACCGCGACUUUCAUCAGCAAGGCUAUCCCGGGCUGCCAAUGGUUUACCCGAGACCGACACGAGUAUCAAGCAUUUGCGGGUCCCGCAGACAGAAGGGAACCCCCAACCAUCAUGGCACCAAAACGAAGGCAAACCCAAAACAGUACUGGAACGGUGUUCAAGACGACCCGAGUGACACCCGCAAUCGAGGCGAAAAAGCGGGGAUGAAUGCCCCACUAGAGCCCACCGCGGAGCACUCGAAAUGGUGGUAUUUUUGCCGUUGGUGCAUCCGGCGGUUUUCGUCGCCCUCGCCAUGUCAACGUGAACGUGGCGAUGAGCCUUCGAGAAGCGACUUCCGGGUUUCGGGGUGCCAAUUUUCGUAUCUGGCUGGGGGAGGGGAGUUGAGACUCCCGGUGGAUCGGGUGGUGAGACGAGGCGCACCUUUGAACAAGCCCGCUAUUGCACCGCGCAACGUCAAACCAGCGCAAAGGAUUCUACCGGUAACCCAGACUGCUGAUAGUGUCUUGGAUAUUCUCAUAUGGAAGGCCGACUACAGUCAGAUACGACGUUUCCUGGUCCUCGAGUUCGAUGCCGAUGUCAAUAUCAUGGAUGAUGAGGUGUUCAGGUCUCUGAAGUUGGAAAAGGAACCUUGCGACAUGACCGUGCCGCUCAGUCUGCCUGGUCGAGCACAUCUCAAGCCAAUCGGCAAAGUGAACUGUCGGUGGUGUGUCUGGGGUAAUACUCACAGCUACCUCACGUCUUUCCUAAUCGUCAGCGGAUGCGACUUCGAUGUUAUGAUCGGGAGACAAACCAUCAAGGAACUUGAAAUCUAUGCAUAA